Messenger RNA from Orbilia oligospora ATCC 24927, 1437 nucleotides. RefSeq lists its product as uncharacterized. The transcript has a single exon. Gene Ontology annotation, biological process: lipid metabolic process. The record is from RefSeq and is a predicted model, not a curated record. Gene Ontology annotation, molecular function: phosphoric diester hydrolase activity. Lineage: Eukaryota; Fungi; Ascomycota; Orbiliomycetes; Orbiliales; Orbiliaceae. The coding region runs from base 1 to 1437 and encodes 478 amino acids.
AUGAUGCAUCUUAAGGCCAUGCAGAUCACCAUUCCAUCAUUAGCCCUACUACUCACUGGAGUAACCGCUCUUCCGCAACAUCGGGACUUUCAAAUCCUUCAAAUUCGAAAUGAAUCACUCGCAAAUGUAUCUACGAACUCCAAUGGUGAUCCUCUAGGUUGGAACAUCAAAGCUCUCUCCGCUCUUCCCAAAAUUGACUCCGCACGUGCUCAACUUUCCAUUUUAAAAUCUGCCUAUCCAUCCCACGGAAUCUUUAUAGUUCACGAUGAACCUCGUCUAGUCCCUACAUCAAACGUUCUCUUCAGCCGUAAAGUCAAUUCUCUCGAUCCCGGUAUCAUCUGGGAUAGCACAUAUCUCUGGAAUACAUAUGUUGUUUCAUCCGGAAGCUUCACAUUCAAAAAGCUCUAUAAUCAAGACUUUCUUCUCGGUGGCCGGUUUUAUCAAUACCAAGAUGAAAUUACGUUUCUUCCGGUUGCGAAGCAGAACACUGUUGUCAAUACUACAUCUUGGAUGGCAAAUAUUGAUGGUAGUUUGUUGGUAUCUGGGUUUACUAUUCCUGGAACCCAUGAUUCAGCAGCUCAGACCUCGAGAGUCUCUUGGCUACCUGAACUGGGAGGUACACAGUAUAGUUAUAUCCCAGAUCAACUCACCAAGGGAAUCCGAUUUUUCGAUUUAAGAGUUGGGUCAGCUUCCGAUCCCCUCAAACUCCGACACGGAAUGCUAGAACUCGAAGGUAGAGCGGGAGAUGUCUUCAAGGACUUCCAAGACUUCUUAGCCGCACAUCCUAGUGAAACGGUUCUCUGCUCUAUAAAAUGGGAUUACGACGGCUCAGGUCAACCAUCAGAUUUCGAAUCUAUUUUGGAGUCUCUUUUCAACGACGGAAACCACGGAAAUUGGUACACUUCUACAACUCUCCCAAAACUCGACGACGCCCGUGGGAAGAUCGUCUUGCUCAGAAGAUACAGUGGAAACUUGGGGUUUUAUAUGGAUGUCUCGAAUAACACCCCAGACCAUACAGAUUCUACUGGCCAAUUCCGUGUUCAAGAUCUUUACAGCCCCUCCACCCUUCCAAAUGGUACACCAAAUUAUAACAGAAAAUGGAACGUUGUCGAGAGCUUCCUUAAUAGCCACCAAUCCUUCAACUCUUCCCAGUUAAGUCUUAAUUUCCUGUCCGCGGUAAAUAUCGAAGGCAUUAAUGUGAUAUACAAGCCGGCGGUCUGGGCAAAUGAGAUUAAUGCAAGAAUGCAGACUUGGUUGGACACUAUUGAAAGCCAAACAGCCAACUUGGGAAUUGUGGCUAUGGAUUUUCCGGACGUACCUGGUGGUGAUUGGUCUUUUAGCAUUAAGCAAAUGAUGGCGGAGAGUGGACAGACAUUGCUCCAUGUCUCGGGACAAGUAAAGCUUAUUGAGAGGUUGAUUUUGACGAACUUCGCUUGA